AUGAGUUUCGCGAUCAACGUGGGCCACUCCAGUGACCUCAUCGCACUGCACUUCAACCCACGCUUCAACUAUGCUGGGGACGUCCGCACCAUCGUCCUGAACACCAAAAAAGAUGAAACCUGGCAAGAAGAGCAGAGAAGCAAAGAAUUCCCCUUUGAGGCAGGGAAGGACUUUGAGGUGACCAUUGUCUUCAACUCUGACACUUUUGACAUUUAUCUGUCAAAUGGCAGCAUGGUGCAGUUCCCCAACCGUCUGGGUAGCAUGGCAUACAAAUACAUUUCGUUUGGGGGAGAAGCCAGGGUCCGAGACAUAAGUGUGAGAUCAUCUGACAAACCAACCAAGAGAUAGACAUCCCACUUCUGACUCCCGGUUGGCUGCUCGGCUCCCUGCUUCGAUCCCUGCAGAUCCCAGUGCUUCUGUCUGUACAAUCUCACUCAGCAUGGAAGUUAAUAAAUAGCUAGCAACUAAA
Anguilla rostrata (American eel) is the source of this 469-nucleotide messenger RNA. Its product is annotated as galactose-binding lectin l-1-like. The transcript is spliced from 3 exons. The record is from RefSeq and is a predicted model, not a curated record. Bases 1 to 348 code for a protein of 115 amino acids. Gene Ontology annotation, molecular function: carbohydrate binding; laminin binding. Lineage: Eukaryota; Metazoa; Chordata; Actinopteri; Anguilliformes; Anguillidae.